AAACUGAGCAAUAAUUAACGUUUCAUUCAUGCACUUUCUCUCGCUACUUCGAGGCUUGAAUGUUUGAUUCAUUCAUUAUUCUUAUUUUAUUUUCAAAUGUAUUAUUAGCCUGUGGAAAAAUGUUGAUAUUUACCUCAGAAGGCUGCAAAUAGAAAAGAGGCAUUCAAUUUUUAUUUAAAUUUUAUUUGAUAAGCCAUUGAUAUUUUUUAAUUAUUAUUAUUAGAAACUGGAUUGUGCAUGUCACUAUAAAGUUAUAUAAGCCUUGCUUGUUCAAUAUUCAAUGCAAAACGUGUUUGGGUCCCUAUUAAAAGGUUAAUUUGUUCAACCUCAGUUUAAAAUUUUGGCCCACUCUGUAUUUGACUUUGACACCCCUGCUCUAGAUGGUUGCGGUACAGUAGUUGGUACCACAGGAGCGUCAGAUUCGCGUGCCAACGCAGCUCGGGCGGGCGGGGCGGUGUCUCAGCGGACCUGUUGUGCGGCUCUUCUCGCUGCUCGUGACGGUUUCACUCGCAGGGGCGUCUGGAAGUUUCUCUCACGCACCGCCGCCGCAGGUGAGGAGGAGCCGCCAUGUUGGCCUCCUGGACCCCCCCGUCUCUCCUCCUCCUCCUCCUCCUCUACCUCCUGCCCUCGGACUCCUCGGUGCGCUGGGUGAGCCUGCGCGGCGCCCCCCUCCGCCACCUGCUGCUGGACCCCCAGUCCGGGUGGGUGUACGUGGGCGGGGUGGACCACCUGCACCAGCUGACCUCGGACCUGGAGCCCAUGUUCCAGGUGAAGACGGGCCCCCACCUGGACUCCCCCGACUGCCUGCCCCCCAUCAUACCCGCCCACUGUCCCUCGGCCAGGCCCACCCACAACCACAAUAAGCUGCUGCUGCUGGAGGCGGGGCCAGGGGCGGAGCCCGGCAGCGUCAUCGUCUGCGGCUCGCUCUACCAGGGCAUCUGUGAAAAGAGGAGUGUGUCCAACAUCUCUCAGCUGGUCUACCAGUCGUCCAACCCGGUGGACACGGAGUACGUCGCCGCCAACGACCCCCACGUAUCCACCGUGGGCAUCGUGCUGACCACGGGGGGUGGAGCCGACGGCCCGACGCUGCGUUUCAUGCUGGUGGGGCGGGGCUUCACCGGCAAGGGCCUGGGCGACAUCCCGCCCAUCACGGCGCGCCGUCUCUACCCGACGAUCUUCCCUCGCCGCGCCUUCGGCCAGGAGGACGAGCUGGGCAAGCUGACCAUCGGCAGCUACUCGGAGUACGACAGCCACUUCGUCAAGGCGCUGGCCAUCGGCGACCACGUCUACUUCCUGUUCUCGCGGCGGGACGUGCGCUACAAGAGGGAGUACGGCACCUACGUGGCCCGCCUCUGCGUCGCCGACCGCGACUUCGACUCCUACGUGGAGGUGCCGCUGCUCUGCCGGGGUGGCCACAACCUGGCCCAGGGGGCGUGGCUCGGCCGGCGCUCAGGGAAGCCCGCGCUCUUCGUGGCCAUGGCGGCCGGCUGGGCGCCCACGUCGGUGUCCACGGACAAGUCGGCGCUGUGCGUCUACGGCGUGGAGGACCUGGACGCCGCCAUGAAGGCGGCGCGGGUGUCGUGCUACACCAAAGGAGGGCGCGGGGUCAAAGGGCAGGAGGAGGAGGCCUACGUGGUCUACACGUCCUCGUCUCACUGCCUCACCCUCCCCGAGUCGUCCGUCUCCAAGUACCCGUGCGGGGGGGAGCACACGCCCAGUCCCAUCAGCGGCGCCAAGCCCCUCGAGGCCACGCCCGCCUACACCGCCGCCACCCGCCUGACCGCCGUCGCCUCGACAACUGAGGCCGGGCACACGGUGGCGUUCGUCGGGGACCGCGAGGGACGACUGCACAAGGUUCUGGUGCGGCCGGACGGGUCUGGGGAGCGGUACGGGAGCGUGCUGGUGGACGACGGCAGUGCGGUCAACGCCGACCUCCUAUUGGACGCCGGCGAGCAGAACCUCUUUGUGAUGACCAGCAGCAGGCUGUCCAAGGUCCCUGUGUCGUCAUGUGACCAACACGCCGACUGCCAGUCCUGUCUGGCCACCAGGGACCUGUACUGUGGCUGGUGUGUGCUGGAGGGAAGAUGUUCCCGCCAACACGAGUGUGAGCGCCACCUUCAGGCCAACAACUGGAUCUGGAGUUUCGACCAGUCCAAGCGGUGCGUGACGGUGCGCAGCGUGCAGCCGGCCAAUCAGAGCAAAGACGAGCAGACUCAGGUAACGCUGUCCCUGGCCCUGCUCCCCGUCCUCUCGGCGACAGAGUCUCUCUCCUGUGUCUUUCACGGCCUUCCCCCUGGCCCCGCCUCCAUCGCCGGCACCAGCGUCACCUGCCGCUCCCCCUCGCCGGAGCUCCUGCCGCCGCCGCCCUCAGGACGCGAUCACGUGAUCCUGCCCGUGUCGCUGAUGUUUGGUCAGGUGACCAUCGCCGCGGCCGACGUGGCCUUCUACGACUGCGGCGCCGUCAGCCGCCUCAACCGCAGCUCCCAGUGUCUGGCGUGUGUGGAGAGUGCCUGGAAGUGCAACUGGUGUCCUAUGGACCAACAAUGUACUCACAGAGACACCUGCGCCAGCCGACACGUCAUCCUCAACCAGAGAGACUCCUCCGGUCCGGGCCAGUGUCCUCUGGUCUUCGGUCUUCAGAGUUCCGCCUUGGUUCCCGUGGGCAUGACGAGCAGUGUGGUUCUGAAGGCGCGGAACCUGCAGGUCUACAAGGACGAGGCUCCCUAUGUGUGUGUGGUUGACUUGGAGGGUGUCCAAGUCAACCUGACAGCUGAUGUCCAGAAAAGCCAGGACAACACACACACUUUCACCUGUGGACCCCACCAGUUUGACUACGCUGUCAGUCAGCUGGUUUAUUCGGCGGCCAUCUUCCUGAGGACAGGAACCCGACGCAUCGACACUUUACCUGGUCUUCAACUCCAGUUGUACAACUGCUCGGCCGGCCAAUCAGAUUGCUCGCAGUGCCGGGCGGUCCCUAAGGAGUACGGCUGCGUGUGGUGCGGCGGAAGCCCCGCCCCCAGCUGCGUCUUCAAACAAUCGUGCGCCGGCGUGCCCGCCGACACCUGCCCGCCCCCCCAGAUCACGCAGGUGCACCCCCGCUCCGGUCCGCUGGAGGGCGGAGUCUUGGUGACCAUCAGCGGCAGCAACAUGGGAAUGAGCUACCACGAUGUGAUGGGCGGAGUCACGGUGGCAGGUGUGCUGUGCCCCCCCCAACCUGAAGAAUACCAAAUAUCUACCAGGGUUGUGUGUCGACUGCAGGCCAGCCAGAAGCAGAGGGCGGGGCCUGUCCUCGUUACCGUGGGAACAGGCCCCCCAGGAAGGUCCAUCAUCAACUUCAGCUAUCAGGACCCUCGGAUCCUGGACCUGAUCCCUAAAAGAGGUCCACUUUCUGGAGGGACCCGGUUGACGGUCAGAGGACGACAGCUGCUGACGGGCCAGACGUCCAACCUGAGCGUCUUCCUGGGGUCACACCCCUGCUACACACUGGAGGAGGUCAGCGACAAGCAGCUGGUGUGUCAGACUCCUCCCAGGAACCAGACCGGCAAAGUCCUGGUCCGGGUUUUGUUCGGUAAGGCGGAGCGUUCCAGUCCCAACGUGACGUUCCGCUACGUGGAGGACCCCGUCAUCACCAACGCCACGCCCACGGAGAGCUUCUACGCCGGCGGGCGUGUGGUGGUGGCGAGCGGCAGGAAUCUGGAUGUGGUGCAGCGGGCGGUCAUGUCCGUGUGGGUGGAGCCCGUGGACGUCCAGAGGGUGCGGCGGAGACGACGGGUGGCCCUGCUCAGCGCCAGGCAGCAGGUGGUCUUCAACGGCACCAUGGAGACGGUGUCCGAGCGCUGCGCCGUCCUGUCCUCCUCGCAGAUGACCUGCCCCACCCCUGCGGUCCCCCCGGAGGUCCAAGUGAAGGGCGUCUGGUUCCAGAUGGACAACGUGCGAGUCCAUUACGAGAGCAUCAAGGGCAAGACCUUCACCUACCAUCCCAACCCUCGCCUCUUCCCUCUCAACCGAGAAGCGCCGGACGCGCCGUAUCGCUUCAAAGCCGGCGGCGUGAUCGCCGUGGAGGGCGAGGACAUGACGCGCGCCAUGUCCAGACAGGAAGUGACGGUUCUGCUGGGAGACCAGGAGUGCGAGGUGAAGACCUUGGACGGCACUCACCUGUACUGCGAGCCUCCCGCGGUCCAGCCAAUGAGUGCGGACGACAGCGGCGGUCUUCCCCGCCUCCAGGUGCUGAUGGGACACCUGCAGGUGGACUUGGGCACGGUUCAGUACGACGGCGACUCUCUGCUGCCCCCCAUCCCGCUGGCCGCUCAGAUCGGUCUGGGGGCGGGGGCGGCGCUCAUCAUCCUGUCGGUGCUGGUCGUCAUCCUGGUGUACAGGAGGAAGAGCAAGCAGGCCCUCAGAGACUACAAGAAGGUCCUGUUGCAGUUGGAAACCUUGGAGAUCAACGUGGGCGAUCAGUGUCGCAAGGAGUUCACUGACCUGAUGACGGAGAUGAUGGACCUGAGCAGCGACGUGGGAGGACCAGGUCUCCCCCUGCUGGAUUACCGCACAUAUGCGGAGAGAGUUUUCUUCCCCGGCCACCAGGCGGCGCCUCUGAGUCGGCACCUGGAUCUGCCGGAGUCCAGGAGGCACACGGUGGAGCAGGGCCUCCGUCAGCUCAACAACCUGCUCAACAACCGGCUCUUCCUCACCAGGUUCAUUCACACGCUGGAGGCCCAGCAGGGCUUCUCCCAGCGCGACCGCGGCUACGUGGCCAGUCUGCUGACCAUGGCGCUGCACGACAAGCUGGAGUACUUCACCGAGGUCAUGAAGACUUUGCUGCAGGACCUGGUGCAGCAGUACGUCGCCAAGAACCCCAAACUCAUGCUGAGAAGGACAGAGACGGUUGUGGAGAAGAUGUUGACCAACUGGAUGUCCAUCUGCCUCUACUCCUUCCUCAAGGAGGUGGCGGGCGAGCCCCUCUACAUGCUCUACCGGGCCAUCAAGUACCAGGUGGACAAAGGCCCGGUGGACGCGGUGACGGGAAAGGCCAAGAGGACGCUCAACGACAGCCACUUGCUCCGUGAGGACAUCGACUACUGUGCCGUGGUAACCAUGGCGACACACGUUAUGAGAGUGCGCGGUGUGUGUGGUAUUAAGUGUGUGUUUGCUCAGACUUUGACAGUCCUGGUGAAGAACGGAGCUGAAGUCCAACCGUGUCCCGUCAAAGUGCUGGACAUGGACACCAUCACACAGGUGAAGGACAAGAUCCUGGACCAGGUCUACAGAGGAGCGGCGUUCUCUCAGAGACCGGCGGCGGACACCUUGGACUUAGAGUGGCGUUCGGGUCAGGCGGGUCACCUGACGCUGUCGGACGACGACGUCACAGCCGUGGUUCAAGGCCGCUGGAAACGACUCAACACGCUGCAGCACUACAAGGUUCCAGACGGCGCCACAGUCGCUCUCGUCGCGCGGUCACAGAGUUCCAGCGGCGCUCGAGUCAACCAGGUGUUCCAGACUGGAGAAAAAACGCCGAUGCUGGAGAGCGAAGAAGAGGAGGGGCUUCGACUUUGGCAUCUGGUGAAGAGCAGCGAAGACCCCGACAUCCCCAAACACAGGAAGAGCAGCAUGAGGGAGAGGGAGCGAGCCAAAGCAAUACCUGAGAUUUACCUGACCAGACUGCUGUCCAUGAAGGGGACGCUGCAGAAGUUUGUGGACGACGUCUUCGUGGCCAUCCUGAGCACCAAGCGUCCUCCUCCCAUUGCCGUCAGGUUCUUCUUCGACUUCCUGGACGACAUGGCGGAGAAACACGGCAUCGACGACCCGGAGACCGUCCACAUCUGGAAGACCAACAGUCUCCCUCUCAGGUUCUGGGUCAACAUCCUGAAGAACCCUCAGUUCGUGUUGGACGUGCAGGUCUCAGACAGCAUCGACGCCGUCCUGUCCGUCAUCGCCCAGACCUUCAUCGACUCCUGCACCACCUCCGAGCACAAAGUGGGACGGGACUCUCCGGUCAACAAGCUCCUCUACGCCAGGGAAAUCCCUCGCUACAAACAGUUGGUGGAGAGGUACUACAGUGACAUCCACAGUGCCGCGUCUGGAUGCUACCAGGAGAUGAACUCCACUCUGACCGAGCUGUCAGGGAGUUUUGCCUCCGAGAUGAACAGUCUGGUCGCACUUCAUGAACUCUACAAGUACAUCAACAAAUACUACGACCAGGUCAUCAUGUCCCUGGAAGAAGACAACAGUGGUCAGAAGAUGCAGUUAGCAUACAGACUGCAGCAGGUCGCCGCCCUGGUGGAGAACAAAGUCACUGACCUCUGAUGGCGCCAGGAGGACACUGUGUGUGUGUGUGUGUGUGUGUGUGUGUGUGUGUGUGUGUGUGUGUGUGUGUGUGUGUGGUCCCCACUAUGACAAUCUAACUUGCACUACAGUCCUGUCACAGAGCACAAGUGGUCACAUGUCAAUCAAGUGGUCACAUGACCAAUCAAUGCUGAGUAACGGUGAAGGCAGCAGCACUUGAUGGACGUCACGUCAGCACCGGGAUCUUCUCCUGGGUCCCACCAGGUGACAUGUGGACAACAAAGUGUGUGUGAUUGACAGGUGUGGGCGGGGCCAAUGAGGCGGGUGCACACAAGCUCCGCCUCCAGUGACUAACUUAUGAGUGUACAUACUAAGUCCUAUUUAAAGUUAUUUAUCCCAGCUGUGCCUUGGCCCUGGCAGCCAGGUGACAGGUAACUUCCUGUUGGAACCGCAGGGAGCCACCACACAACUCAAGGGGCGGGGCGGGCGUUGUUGAUAACGUCGGAGGAAUGUAGAGGCCGUGAUGGCGACUAUACCAGCACAAAAUGGUUAGCCAGCUAACGCGUAAUUGUUAGCGAACUAACACGACGGGUGUUACAACAAAAUUGUUAACGAGCUAGCAUGUCAGGUGUUAGCACCUAAUUGCUAGCGAUCUUACACAACAGGUGUUGGCACAUAAUUGUUAGCAAGCUAACGCCACAAGGGUUAGAACAAAUUGUUAACGAGCUAGCAUGUCAGGUGUUAG
Nerophis lumbriciformis (worm pipefish) is the source of this 7027-nucleotide messenger RNA. NCBI's taxonomy places the organism in Eukaryota, Metazoa, Chordata, Actinopteri, Syngnathiformes, Syngnathidae. The record is from RefSeq and is a predicted model, not a curated record.